UUUAGUUAAACGUCAUUCCAAUAUGGCGCUGCCCUGUGAAGACCUCGUGACGAAAACGUUGCAGAACUUUAUCGAGUUAACUGAGAGACCAGAAGUUUUUUUAAGUGUCCAAGAUAAACUUUACAGACAAUUCAGAGAUGCUACGAAGGGAGUUUAUGACCUAUCAAAGUCCUCAGAGUCUAGCUGUAGAACAGCUUCAGAUUCUUCCCUCCCAGAACUCAUUAUCCAGAACUUUGAUGAGGAACAGAUUUGGCAGGAAUUGGAGCUACAGAACAGCUAUACUGUUGAUGGUCUCAUGACCGAGAUUCCUCCACUUACAACUCACAGAGAACACUUGUCCUUCUGCAGGAGAAAGGCAGAAAAACUGAAAGAAAAAUCUCAAAGUGACAGCAAGCCAUCUCUAUCUCAUGAAACAAAAAAUAAAAAGUCUAAAAAGAUCAAUUCAAAGGAUGACUUCCUAGAAGGUGUUAAUGAAGAUGAAAAUGAUAAUAAUGUAUUAAAUGAUAGUGAAGAAGAUGAGAGUGAGGAGGAUUCUGAUACUGAAUUAAAAAGAAUCAAAUCAAGACUCAAGGCUUUAGAAGAUGAUGAUAGUGAUGAGAAUGAUGAUGAAUUAGACUUUGACUUUGGUAACUUAGAGAAUGAAUUAGGUGAUCCGAGUGACCAAGAUGAUCUUGAAGAUGACGAAAGUCAAGAAGCAAAAAUUAAUCAUAAUCACAUUUCUGACGUAAACAACCAAUUGCAAGUGUCAAGUCCGCAAAAACAAAAAUCCAAACGUAAUCGGUCAAAGGGCAGUGUGGUAGAUGACAGAUUCUUCAAACUAGCUGAUAUGGCAACUUUUUUGGAUCAAGAAGAUGCCAGGGAGGAGAAAGAACAGAAGAGGGCACAAUAUCAGAGAGGUGGGGAUGAGGAAUCUGAAUCUGAAUCUGACGAUGAGGAAGAAAUUGAUAUGUUUGAGGCCUUUCCCUCAGAUGAGGAAGAAGCAGAGACAGGUGGUAGAAAAGCUAGAUAUCAGGAUUUCUUUGAUCCACCUGAGGGAGCAGAUGAUACCAACUCAAAAACAAAGAAAAAGGUGCAUUUUACAGAGGAGGAGGAGAAAGACAAUGAUGAUGAAGAAAAGAGUGAUGAUUAUAGUGAUGAUGAUGAUAUUGAGGAAGAUGACGAGGAAGAUGAUGAUGAUGAGGAGGAUGAAGAUGAUGAAGACGACAAUGAAGACGAUGACAAUGCUAGUGAAGAAAAGGAGGUUUUUAAAGAAAGGUCAGGGGGUCACAACCUGCUUGGUAGUAGUGACAGUGAUGAGGGGGAGGCUGUUGAAGAUAUCCUUGGGGGAAAGCAGAAAGACAACAAAUCAUCAUUUGAAAAAAGACAGGAAAAACUCAAACAGAAGAUUGCCCAGAUGGAGGAUGCCAGCCUGGAGCAGAAGUCUUGGCAGCUUAAGGGGGAGAUCACAUCAGCCAGUCGACCUGAGAACAGUUUGUUGGAGGAGCAUCUAGGAUUUGAGCACACUACAAAACUUGCACCUGUGAUCACUCAAGAGACCACAAAGAAUCUGGAGGACAUCAUCAUACAGAGGAUUCGAGAUAAGGCAUAUGAUGAUGUGGAACGGAAGGUUAAACCCAAGGACGAUCCAUUUGAGUACAAAAAGAGGCUAGUUUUGGACCAGGAGAAAAGUAAACAGAGUCUUGGGGAGAUUUAUGAGCAGGAAUACCUCAAACAACAGAAAGAGGAAGAAGAGGAAAAGGCAGAUCCUGAUCAUGAUGAAAUAAAGAAGAUGAUGCAGAAAUUAUUUGUAAAGUUGGAUGCUCUGUCCAACUUCCACUACACACCAAAACCGGCGGCUCCUGAAUUGAGGAUUGUAUCAAAUCUGCCAUCUAUACAAAUGGAGGAAGUGGCUCCGGUCAGUGUUAGUGACCACAAGAUGUUGGCUCCAGAAGAAGUCCAGGAUAAAACUAAGGGAGAGCUGAUGGCCAAGACAGAAAAGUCAGUUACCGAUAGAAAGAGGGAUCGCAGAAAGAAAAAGAAAGAUAAAAAGAUAAAGAAUGUAGAAAGAGAGAAGAGACAAGCUUGGUUAGAAAAGACACGUCCGGAUCUAGGGAAGAAGGCAGGAAAGGAGAAAGCCCUGAGAGGAUUGGAAAAACAGAGCAAGGCUGGUGGAGGGCUAACCAUCCUCAAGGAAAACAAGCAGAAGAAAGGUGGCAAUUUGGCCUCCUCCAAGACAUUCUUCACCCAGCUGCAGGAGGAGGUAACCACACAGAUCCGCAGUAAGGAUUCUCAAAAGCGUAAACAUGGCAAAGAGGACGGCAAAUCUGCCAAGAAAUUCAAAUUGUAACAGAUAGCCUCUGUGACACGGGGGAAAUAAAAAAAAAAUCAGAAAAAAUCA
Pecten maximus is the source of this 2377-nucleotide messenger RNA. Its product is annotated as U3 small nucleolar ribonucleoprotein protein MPP10-like. The transcript is spliced from 12 exons. Gene Ontology annotation, cellular component: Mpp10 complex; sno(s)RNA-containing ribonucleoprotein complex; small-subunit processome. The record is from RefSeq and is a predicted model, not a curated record. The coding region runs from base 23 to 2326 and encodes 767 amino acids. Lineage: Eukaryota; Metazoa; Mollusca; Bivalvia; Pectinida; Pectinidae. Gene Ontology annotation, biological process: rRNA processing.